AUGGCUGAGGAGCUGGGGCUGGGCUUCGAGGAAGCAGUCAGAGUGGAAAUGCCAGAGGGCAGAGCCAGGCCAGCCGCCAGGAGCAAAUCAUGCUUGGCUCUCAUCUGCUGCCUGCUGUCAUUUUUCACCAUUGCAGGACUUAGCACUUUCCUGAUGCUCAGCCAGCCCGGGGCCCCGGGAAGAGACUGUAUGCAGAUCCAAGCUAUACAAAACCAAAAUUGUGAGCCUUCACCACAGCCAGUUUACACACCUUCCAGAGCCAAGCCAAGGGCGCACCUGACAAUUCUUAAGCAAACUCCAGGGCCACAUCUGCAAAAUCAGUUUCCUGCUCUGCACUGGGAACAUGAACUAGGCUUGGCCUUCACCAAGAACAGGAUGAACUAUACCAACAAAUUUCUGGUGAUCCCCGAGUCCGGAGACUAUUUCAUUUACUCCCAGAUCACAUUCCGAGGGAUCACAUCUAGGUGUAGCAACAUCGGCCAAGGAAGACGACCUAACAGGCCAGACUUCAUCAUCGUGGUUAUCACCAAGGUAACAGACAGCUACCCCGAGCCCUCCCACCUCCUCACAGGAACCAAGUCUGUGUGUGAAAUAAGCAGCAACUGGUUUCAGCCCCUCUACCUUGGGGCUAUGUUCUCCUUGGAAGAGGGGGACAGGCUGAUGGUUAAUGUCAGUGAUAUCUCCUUGGUGGAUUACACAAAAGAAGAUAAAACUUUCUUUGGCGCCUUCUUGCUAUAA
Chionomys nivalis (European snow vole) is the source of this 738-nucleotide messenger RNA. It is a transcript of the gene Tnfsf15, whose product is annotated as TNF superfamily member 15. The coding region runs from base 1 to 738 and encodes 245 amino acids. Gene Ontology annotation, cellular component: membrane. The record is from RefSeq and is a predicted model, not a curated record. Gene Ontology annotation, molecular function: tumor necrosis factor receptor binding. Lineage: Eukaryota; Metazoa; Chordata; Mammalia; Rodentia; Cricetidae. Gene Ontology annotation, biological process: immune response. The transcript is spliced from 5 exons.